Rana temporaria (common frog) is the source of this 2264-nucleotide messenger RNA. It is a transcript of the gene OTOP1, whose product is annotated as otopetrin 1. The coding region runs from base 187 to 1953 and encodes 588 amino acids. Gene Ontology annotation, biological process: proton transmembrane transport; inner ear morphogenesis. The record is from RefSeq and is a predicted model, not a curated record. Gene Ontology annotation, cellular component: membrane. Gene Ontology annotation, molecular function: proton channel activity. The transcript has 7 exons. Lineage: Eukaryota; Metazoa; Chordata; Amphibia; Anura; Ranidae.
UGAAAUUCUAUCUGCCUGCAGGCUGGAUCCUUCUGACGUCUACAGCAAAACCAUCCCUAUAAGAAGAAUCAAAGCUUUAGCCUGGGACAAAAUAUCCCAUCUGAGAAAACUUGACUCAGUCCUUGAGCUUCCUUCUGCACUGAGAGAAGUCAUUGUUGAAGAACUAAUAGAUGUGAAAAGAAAAGGAUGGCCGACCAGCAGAAAUUAGACACAUUGUCGCCCUCAGACCAAACCCAGAAAGCGGAGGGGAAGAAAUUACACUUUAAUUUGAUUCGUAACUAUCCACAGAAGAACGCAGAGAUCCUCAGCAGCCAGUAUGGCUUCAAUAUCUUCCUAGCCGGGCUGUUGCUGAUGUUCGCAUGGGCCAUCCAUGCUGUUGGGAUAACAGACAGAGAUCUCCUCUCCUAUCUGAUAACACUAAUGCUCAUCCAGUUGGUCUGGAUGCUCUGGUACAUAUUUGGCAGCUACACUCAGAGGAGGACAAUUAUAGAGAAGGAUACGGAUGCUGGAGCCAGGUGGCUACGAUGUGGUAUUACACUAUUUGCAGUUAUUACUCUUAUUUUGGAUUCAUUUAAAAUUGGCCACUACAUUGGGUUCUCUGAAUGUUUAUCUAUAACAGAGGGGAUAUUUCCAGUGACUCACACAAUCCACACACUUCUACAGGUAUACUUUUUAUGGUUCCAUGCAAAAGAUGUCAUCCAGUCCUUUAAAACUCUUGAAAGGUUUGGUUUGAUCCAUGCUGUGUUUACUAACCUUCUUCUCUGGGCUAAUGGCAUACUAACGGAAUCAAAGCACCAACUGAAUGAGCACAAGGAAAGGCUCAUUACUCUUGGCUUUUCCAACAUUACCAUGGAUCACCAUACGCCAGAAUGCAACUGCACAUCAAAUGUGUGUUCCAUAUUUUCACAAGGAAUAUACUACUUAUAUCCAUUCACUAUAGAGUAUCAUAUAUUAGCCUCUACAAUGCUCUAUGUUCUGUGGAAAAAUAUUGGGCGCCAUGUAAAACACCAACAACAGCAGAAGAUUCACUUCAAGUUCCAUGGUAUAACAGCCGGCACCAUACUGGGGCUGAUAGUUCUUACAACCACCAUCGCUGUCCUGGUUGUUUAUCUCAUCCAGAUUGGACGUUCCAAAAGCAAAAGUGAACUGGCCCUCACCAUGUUUUAUUUAUUUGCGAUCACAGUGUUGACGCUCAUGUGCACAUCUGGGGUUAUUGGACUUAUCAUAUACAGAAUGGAAAAUAAGUCAUUAGAUGACACUGAAAGUCCAGCCAAGAAGUUGGACUCAGAUCUUCUGGUUGGAUCGGCAUGUGGGUCAUGGCUAAUCUCAUGGGGAUCUAUCUUGGCUAUUAUUUGUGCAGAGACCCGUCCUGAAUACUCAUGGUACAACUUACCUUAUUCCAUCUUGGUAAUUAUUGAAAAAUACAUACAGAACCUUUUCAUCAUUGAGUGCAUACACCGAAAAGAAGAAGAGCCGAUAGAUGGUCGAACUCUCGAAAGAAUCUUUUCCAUGUCCGGCAGAAGUACUUUGUCCCUGACACCUUCAUAUGAAGUUUUCAAUGAGUCUGUCACUAUCUGCAACAAGGAAUUUCCUUACAUGUCUAAUUCAGAGCUGUCUUUAGGAGAAGCCUCAGCAGAGGACAAGAAAUGUCCUGAAAACAAUAAUUCCAUUAGACUUUCUCCAUCAGCUAUUGCUAUGCAGGCAGCAAGAUCGGAGAAACUUAACAAAAAAAGAAGAAUCCUAAAGAACAUUGCAGCCUUUCUCUUCCUUUGUAAUAUUUCGCUCUGGAUCCCACCUGCCUUUGGUUGCCGUCCUCAGUAUGACAACGGCUUGGAGGAAGUCGUGUUUGGUUUUGAACCUUGGAUAACAGUAGUUAACCUUGCCAUGCCAUUCUCAAUUUUUUACCGGAUGCAUUCAGCCUCUUCGUUAUUUGAAGUCUAUUGUAAAACAUAGACUAUGCAACACAUGGAAAAGACAAUAUAACAUGUCACAUUGUUGCCCACUCCUUGUGGGUGGUGCACUUUUUGGGAAUUUUGAAUGGGACUGAAAAUGACUUUGAUUUUUCCUGGAAACAUAAAGCCACACGAAAAUCAAUUGUUUUGCACAACAUUUUUAAACAAGCAUUGUGUCAUAUACUGUAUAAUGUGUAGAAGAUAGUGGUGCUUCUAAGAUUUACCUAUUGUUACUGUCUACUUGCUUUCAUGGAGAAACAACAAGGGCAUUCAUAAUGGAGUGUACAGACAUUAAAGUGUAUUUGCCACACA